Messenger RNA from Boeremia exigua, 3393 nucleotides. Its product is annotated as mono-functional DNA-alkylating methyl methanesulfonate N-term-domain-containing protein. Gene Ontology annotation, biological process: DNA repair; proteasome-mediated ubiquitin-dependent protein catabolic process. The record is from RefSeq and is a predicted model, not a curated record. Gene Ontology annotation, molecular function: protein binding; nucleic acid binding. The transcript has 3 exons. The coding region runs from base 1 to 3393 and encodes 1130 amino acids. Lineage: Eukaryota; Fungi; Ascomycota; Dothideomycetes; Pleosporales; Didymellaceae. Gene Ontology annotation, cellular component: site of double-strand break; nucleus.
AUGGCGUACAUCGCACCUAUUCACAAGCCGAGCAGUGUCCGCCACGCGCUCAAGCUCAACUUCUUGAGCGCUGCUGAGGAUUGCCUGGUAGUCGCUAAAGCGAACCGACUUGAGUUUUACUCUCAGACUGACGAUGGUUUAGCUCUACAGCACCAGAAGGCCAUCUAUGGCAAGGUCACUAUGCUCCAAAAGCUCCGCCCGGCGCUAUCACAGACCGACCACCUCUUCGUUGGGACUGACCGGUUCACGUACUUCACCUUGUCAUGGGACCCCGAGAAAAACCAACUGCAUACUGAGAAGUCCUUCGAAAGCGUCGCUGAUAAUGCUGCGAGAGAGUCACAAACGGGCGAGAGGUGCCAUGUGGAUCCCACCGGCCGCCUCAUGACUGUCGAAGUGUACGAGGGCAUCAUUACAGUCAUACCAUUGGUACAGAGGGGCAAGAAGAGAAAGCAAAUUGGACAGUCAGAUAUUGCUCAUCUCGGGGAGCCCGUGCCUGUCCGAUUAUCAGAGAUGUUCAUCCGCUCAUCUGCCUUCUUGAACCCUACCUCUGUCGACGACAACCCGAAGAUCGCAUUACUGUACGAGGACACACACUCUCAUGUCAAGCUCAAGGUUCGUGAAGUAAAGCAUAGCGGUGAUGAGAUCGAGCUAGAGGAUGGAGACGUGUGCAAAGCGGACAUGGAGCUAGGCGCCAGCCAUCUGAUACCCGUGGACCUGCCUUCUCAGGGCCUGAUAGUAAUUGGCGAGACUUCUAUCGGAUAUUACAACGCUGAGACUGGCGAGCUACAAGUCGAACCUCUGGAAGAAGCCACAAUAUUCGUAGCUUGGGAAAAGAUCGACUCGCAACGCUUCGUGCUCGCGGACGACUACGGACGCCUAUAUCUUUUCAUGCUCAUACUAGGCGAAGAAAAUCAAGUCCAGUCAUGGAAACUCGACGUCAUCGGUCAAACGUCACGAGCGUCGGUGCUGGUCUACUUAGACGCCGGAAACGUUUUUGUUGGCUCACAUCAAGGUGAUUCUCAGGUCAUCAAAAUCAUAGAAAAGUCGAUGGAAACUGUACAGACUUUCUCGAAUAUUGCUCCUGUACUCGACUUUACGAUCAUGGAUAUGGGCAACAGAUCAGGCGAGGGCCAAACAAACGAGUACUCUUCUGGCCAGGCUCGGAUAGUCACUGGCAGCGGCGCCUAUCAGGACGGCAGUCUGCGCAGUGUCCGCAGCGGUGUAGGUCUGGAAGAUGUUGGCCUGCUUGGCGAGAUGGAGCACAUCUCCAAUCUUUUCAGUUUGAAGUCGAACCCUUCCUCCGAUUUUGCUGAUACCCUUCUGGUCACCUUUGUCGAUGAGUCGCGUGUCUUUAGGUUCGAUUCUCAAGGCGAGGUCGAGGAGGUUGAGGACUUCGCUUCACUUGCAUUGGACGAGACCACUCUUGUAGCGGCUAAUAUCUCCCAAGGGAGGUUGGUGCAAGUCACAAACGGACGAGCACGCAUAUGCGAUCUUGAUGGUGGCAUGGUGGUGUCGGAAUGGAUGCCUUUUGGUGGCCAGCAGAUUACUGCAGCUGCUAUCAAUGACACCCAUUUAUUGGUUUCGCUGGGUGGUGUCACAGUCGUAUCUCUGACUUUGUUGGCUCCCCCACGCCGGGUUGGGCCAUCAAUGGCAGACGGUGGCCUACAGGUCAUCAGGGAGAGAACCUUCGGGACGGAGAGUCAGGUUGCGUGCGUGGCGCUACCAGCUGGCACCAGCUCUGUGUGCUUCAUCGGUUUCUGGAAGGAGUCUGGCCUGGCCAUCUGCUCUCUGGACACGCUUGAGGCUGUCAAGACAGUACAGAUUUCGGAAGACUCGGUUCCGCGCUCGUUGCUUCUUACGCAGAUUUUCCACGACCAAGCACCUACCUUGUUCGCUGCUCUGGCGGAUGGCAAUGUUGUGACCUAUUCAUUCGACCCAUCGACAAACGAGUUGUCUGGCCGGAAGAGUAUCGUACUAGGAACCCGCGAGGCCACCUUCCGCGCUCUACCUCGCAGUGGCAAUCUGUUCAAUGUGUUCGCGACGUGCGAGCACCCUUCGCUGAUUUAUGGAUCUGAAGGGCGUUUAGUUUACUCCGCCGUCACCGCAGAAAAAGCAACGACUGUGUGUCCAUUUGACUCAGAAGCAUACCCUGGGUCUGUUGCCAUUGCCACAUCAGGAGACCUCAGAAUUUCCCUUAUCGACACCGAGCGUACUACACAUAUCCAGACACUCAAGGUUGACGAGACCGUUCGCCGGAUAGCAUACUCACCAAGCCUCAAAGCCUUUGGUCUUGGCACAAUUAAGCGUAUCCUUAAAGGCGGAGAGGAGUUCAUGAUCAGCCACUUUAAACUUGUUGAUGAGAUCCAAUUCAAGGAGCUCGAUAACUAUCCCCUCAAUGAGGACGAGCUACUCGAAUGCGUCAUACGCUGCACCCUCCCCGACGGCUCCGGCGGAACAGCCGAGCGCUUCAUACUUGGCACGGCAUAUCUAGACGACCAGCAAGCAACAGAAGAGCGCGGUCGCAUCCUUGUCCUGGAAGUUACACCCGAGCGUUCACUCAAGCUUGUCACCUCCCUCGCCGUCAAAGGGGGAUGCCGAUGUCUAGCGAUUUGUGAAGGCAAGAUAGUUGCCGCGCUAAUAAAGACCAUCGUAGUGUACAACGUCGAGUUCCGCACGCAAUCAAAACCGGAACUUGUGAAAGCAGCAACAUUCCGUUGCUCAACAGCACCUAUCGACAUCACCGUCAAUGGCAACGUUAUUGCGAUAGCAGACCUGAUGAAGUCCCUUGUGGUGAUUGAAUACAAGUCUGGCGAAGAUGGUCUUAGCGACAAAAUGACAGAGGUCGCGAGGCACUACCAGACGACCUGGGCUACAGCGGUAGCUGAAGUGGACACGAAUACAUAUCUAGAAAGCGACGCGGAGGGUAACUUGGCAGUGCUGAUCCGCAAUCCUGAGGGCGUGACGGACGAUGAUAAGAAGCGACUACAAACCACAUCUGAGAUUCUCCUCGGUGAGAUGGUGAACAGGAUAAGACGCAUAGAUGUCGUUGCACAGCCGGACGCUGUAGUUUUGCCGCGCGCAUUCAUGGGAACGGUCGAGGGCUCAAUCUAUCUCUUUGGCCUCAUUCAGCCCGCCUACCUUGACCUCCUCAUCACAUUGCAAAGCAAUCUCGGCACAAUUGUUCCCUCGCCCGGCGACAUGAGCUUUGCUCAAUAUCGAGCUUUCAAAAACCAGGUCAGGGAGAGCGAGGAGCCGUACCGCUUUGUUGAUGGUGAGCUGGUGGAGAAGUUCCUGGAUCUGAGCGAAGAUCAGCAAACAGAGGCGUGCAAAGGGCUUGGGCGAGACAUUGAAGAGAUCAAAGGGCUGGUCGAGGAAUUGAGGCGGUUGCAUUAG